Molecule: messenger RNA, 4145 nt
Organism: Rhinolophus ferrumequinum (greater horseshoe bat)
Lineage: Eukaryota; Metazoa; Chordata; Mammalia; Chiroptera; Rhinolophidae
Gene: ULK4
Product: unc-51 like kinase 4
Exons: 37
Coding region: 195-4016 (1273 amino acids)
Biological process (GO): protein phosphorylation
Molecular function (GO): ATP binding; protein kinase activity
Source: RefSeq, a predicted model, not a curated record
AGGGGCGCGGGACCCGAACGGCCUCACGCUGCUUCUGCGCGGCCUUGCUUCAUUUCUUUGCCCCCGGCCUUUGGCCACUGGACCCGUCCUGGGGGUGCGGUCCAGUGGACCCGCUGCUUCUCUCCACUCAGCCAACAGGAACUGGAGAUGCUGUUAGGCUGUCACUUUAUCCAGUGUGAGAAAUUAGCCUGGAGAUGGAAAACUUCAUUCUGUAUGAGGAGAUUGGCAGAGGAAGCAAGACCGUUGUCUAUAAAGGGAGACGGAAAGGAACAAUCAAUUUUGUAGCUAUUCUGUGCACUGAUAAGUGUAAAAGGCCUGAAAUAACCAACUGGGUCCGUCUCACCCAUGAAAUUAAACACAAGAAUAUUGUAACUUUUCAUGAAUGGUAUGAAACCAGCAAUCAUCUCUGGCUAGUAGUGGAACUGUGCACAGGUGGUUCCUUAGAAACGGUUAUAGCCCAAGAUAAAAACCUCCCAGAAGAUGUUGUGAGAGAAUUUGGAAUUGACCUGAUUUCUGGAUUACAUCACCUUCAUCAGCUUGGCAUUCUCUUUUGUGACAUUUCUCCUGGGAAGAUACUCUUGGAAGGGCCUGGCACAUUGAAGUUUAAUAAUUUUUGCCUGGCAAAAGUGGAAGGUGAAAAUUUGGAAGAGUUCUUUGCUUUGGUGGUAGCAGAAGAAGGAGGAGGUGAUAGUGGGGAAAAUGUACUGAAGAAAAACAUGAAAAGUAGAGUCAAAGGAUCGCUUACGUAUACAGCUCCAGAAAUUGUGAGGGGUACCGAUUUCUCCAUCACCAGUGACCUCUGGUCUUUGGGCUGUCUGCUUUAUGAGAUGUUUUCAGGAAAACCUCCAUUCUUCUCAGAGAGUGUUUCAGAAUUAAUGGAAAAGAUUUUUUAUGAAGAUCCUUUGCCACCUAUUCCAAAAGAUUCUUCUCUUCCUAAAGCUUCUCCAGACUUUAUUAAUUUGCUUGAUGGUUUACUUCAAAAAGAUCCUCAGAAAAGAUUAACUUGGGCGGGCCUACUGCAGCAUUCAUUUUGGAAGGAUGUUUUCACUAGAAAAGACCAGGACUCAAGCUCUGAGGAUUCCAACAUCAGCAGAAACAUGAUGGAGUGUUCUGGGUCACAAGAUUCCAAGGAGCUUUUGAAGAACCCUCAGAGUGGACAAGCAAAAGGAGAGAGGAGUGGUCAGCAGCUAAGUCACUCUUUGAGACUAGAAAAUCCAACUGAACUGCGGCCUAAGAGUAGUCUUGUGGGUCACCUGAAUGAGUCCAUGUUUCUUCUCAGUUCUCGUCCUACUCCAAGAACUAGCACUGCACUGAGAUUAAGUCCUGGUGAGGAUAUGACUCAGAAUUCACCACAGAAGACUUCUUUGGCCCAGAGAACAAGUGAACAUCUGAGUCAGCAGGACCUGGAAUCCCGCAUGAGAGAGCUUAUCUACACAGACUCAGAUCUUGUCGUCACCUCCAUUAUUGACAAUCCAAAGAUCAUGAAACAACCACCAAUUAAAUUUGAUUCAAAAAUAUUGCAUCUACCAGCACAUUCAGUGGAUAAGUUAGUAUUACUAAAAGAUCAGGAGUGGAAUGACUUUUUACAACAAGUGUGCUCACAGAUCGACUCCAAUGAAAAGUCCAUGGGGGCCUCGCGAGCCAAGCUAAACCUCUUUUGCUAUUUGUGCGUGGUGGCUGGGCACAGGGAGAUGGCCACCAGGCUCCUGCAUUCCCCUCUGUUUCAAUUACUGAUCCAGCAUUUGCGAAUAGCUCCAAACUGGGAUAUACGGGCUAAGGUCGCUCGCGUGAUUGGCUUACUGGCCUCGCACACAGCUGAGCUCCAAGAAAAUACACCUGUUAUUGAGGCAAUUACUCUCUUAACUGAAUUAAUUAGGGAAAACUUCAGGAACAGCAAAUUAAAACAGUGCCUUUUACCAACCCUCGGGGAGCUGAUCUAUCUUGUAGCUAUCCAGGAAGAAAAAAAAAAGCACCCUAGAGAAUGCUGGGCCGUUCCCUUGGCUACGUACACAGUGCUAAUGAGGUGCCUUCGGGAAGGGGAAGAACGUGUUGUGAAUCACAUGGCAGCAAAGAUUAUUGAAAAUGUCUGCACUACCUUUUCUACACAGGCCCACGGCUUUAUUACAGGAGAAAUUGGACCUGUUUUAUGGUACCUAUUCAAACAUUCCACGGCUGAUUCUCUUAGGGUAACAGCGAUAUCGGCGUUGUGCAGAAUCACUCGCCAUUCUCCUGCCGCCUUCCAGAAUGUUAUUGAGAAGGUGGGACUGAACUCAGUGAUGAGCUCCCUGGCCUCUGCCAUCUGCAAAGUGCAGCAGUCCAUGUUGACCUUAUUCACUGCUCUGUUGUCCUGUGGGGUUCAUCUUCAGAGGCUGAUCCAAGAAAAGGAUUUUGUGUCUACAAUUAUCCGUUUACUUGACAGCCCCUCAACUUCCAUUAGAGCAAAGGCCUUCCUGGUUCUUUUAUAUAUUUUGAUUCAUAACCAUGAGAUGCUGCUGCUCAGCUGCCAGUCCAGACUGGUGAUGUACAUUGAGAGAGACAGCAGGAAGACCACUCCAGGCAAGGAGCAGCAAAGCAGCAAUGAAUACCUGUCCAAAUGCCUGGAUCUUCUCAUCCGUCACAUCGUGCAGGAACUGCCACGAAUCCUGGGUGACAUUCUCAAUGCUUUGGCGAACGUGUCUGGCCGUAAACAUCCAUCAACAGUUCAAGCGAAGCAGCUGAAGAUGUGUCUCCCACUGAUGCCCAUAGUGCUUCACCUCGUGACUUCUCAGGUAUUUCGACCUCAAGUUGUAACAGAAGAGUUCCUUUUCAGUUACGGAAUUAUCCUUAGUCAUAUUAAAUCGGUAGACUCAGGAGAAACUAACAUAGAUGGAGCUAUAGGACUGAUGGCAUCGGAAGAAUUUAUCAAGAUCACGUUGUCAGCUUUUGAAGCAAUAAUACAGUAUCCUGUUUUAUUGAAAGACUAUUGCUCUACGGUUGUUGAUUAUAUCCUGCCACCCUUGGUCUCCUUGGUUCAAAGCCAAAAUGUGGAAUGGAGACUCUUCAGCUUGCGGUUGCUCUCAGAAACCACAUCUCUGCUCGUGAACCAGGAGGUUGGAGAUGGCAAGGAGUCGAAUGUCGAUUCUGACAGCAGUCUUCUGGCUCUCGUCAGAGAUGUCUUACUUCCCCAAUACGAGCACGUCCUCACAGAUCCUGACCCAGUACCAGCAUAUGCUCUGAAACUGUUGGUUGCAAUGACUGAACACAACCCAACUUUCACCAGACUUGUGGAAGAAAGCAAACUGAUCCCACUCAUUUUUGAAGUAAUUCCGGAACAUCAGGAGAACAUUCUGGGUAACACCAUGCAAAGCGUGAUUGCCCUGCUCAACAACCUGGUUGCCUGCAAAGAUUCAAAUAUGAAACUCCUUUAUGAGCAAGGACUGGUCCGUCAUGUCUGUAACCUCUUCACCGAAACCGUCACACUGUGUUUGGACGUGGACAAUAAAAACAACAACGAGACGGCCACCGCGCUGCUCUUUUCCCUGCUUGACAUUUUGCACGGCAUGCUGGCCUACACCUCCAGCAUCGUCCGGCUGGCUCUGCAGGCCCAGAAAUCUGGCUCAGGCGGGGAGACUCAGGCCGCAGAAGACCUGCUGCUGCUCAGCAGACCUCUGACAGACCUCGUUAGCCUGCUCAUCCCGCUGCUUCCUCACGAGGAUCCUGAAAUUUUUGAAGUUUCGUCUAAGUGUCUGUCUAUACUGGUUCAACUCUAUGGAGGAGAAAACCCAGACAGCCUGUCUCCUGAAAAUGCAGAGACCUUUGCUGAUUUACUGACAUCCAAGGAGGAUCCCAAGGAGCAGAAGCUUCUGUUGAGGAUUCUCAGGAGAAUGAUCACCUCCAAUGAGAAGCACCUUGAGAGCCUCAAGCAUGCGGACACCCUCCUGCGGGCUCUGGAGUGGCUGGCCCCGGCUGGUGGUUCAUCUGCCAAUAGUACAGUGGCUUCUUUGGCCCUGGAAAUCCUCCAAGCUGUCGGACACUAGGCAAGAAGGCACUGAACACAAGCCCGCCUGCAGCACAGCCCUCCACUACACGGCUCGCUCGGUCAGCUCCCCACACGUGGGCCACCUCGCCACCUCCAGCUGGAUUUGGACCUAAUAAAGUCAGCUUGA